This is a messenger RNA of Cyclospora cayetanensis, 2226 nucleotides long. RefSeq lists its product as uncharacterized. The transcript is spliced from 9 exons. Bases 1 to 2226 code for a protein of 741 amino acids. Lineage: Eukaryota; Apicomplexa; Conoidasida; Eucoccidiorida; Eimeriidae. The record is from RefSeq and is a predicted model, not a curated record.
AUGCAUACUGCCCUCAGAGAAACAUGGUUGGCUACACUGGCUACAAUAAUUCCAGGUCGAGAAGGUCGCUCUACGAUCAACGAGCUAGUGCAGUUUCGCUACCCCCUUUUAUCACACUCUCACCCCCCCGUGACCCCUUGCCUAGUGGACGUCGCCGCAAAGAGGCCGCCCAAAGGCAAGAACUCCCAGAGUCAGGAACACCCCAAUCGACAGCAGUCAACGGCGGAGCCGAUUGACAGUGUCGUCUACGACGACGGCAGACCAGUCAACUCAAUAGGCAAUCUUCUUCCCAAACAAACGGAGCCAUGUAUCAGGAAUCCGCACUGCUCUCGGUUUUCUCACCCGUUUGACUGCUCCCUGGUCUGCAGACUCAAGAUGAACCAGCAGAGCAGUGAUAUGAGGGCCGCUGGCUCUUCCUCACCCUCGGCCCAUUCAGCCGAUAGCUCACCCUCCCAAAUUUCACCCAGAAAUACAGGCCAAGGAUCGGUCCCGCAAGUAACUUACCCUCUGGACACCGCACGGAGUAUCCCAGAAUCUCGUCCAGCCCGUCUUAUAUUGCCACCCCACGACUUCGCAUCAGCAGAAAAUGCAUCUGGUAUGGCAUCGCAGCACUCUCCUCAAGCAGACUUCAUGCACUAUUACAGCGCACAACGCCAUCAGCAGCACUACCAGGGAGUUCCGCUGUACGAUAGUUCGGAUAAUACACUCCCCAUAAAGAAGAAAGCCCUAUUUUCUGCACCCUCUAGCAGCGGGGCUAGCAAUACUCACGAAACCGGCCUAGGCAUUCCCUACUCCUCCGGAGCCUGGCGUGGUACAAAGCCUGUCACCACGACCCCCACCAAGAUAUCCCUACCCCAAAAUGCGUACCCCCUUCCUCAGCCUUUGCUAGAGAACAAGCUUCCCAGGGAACAACUAUUCCUCGAGUCUUACAAUCAAACAGACCACGCCGGUGCGGUGGCUACGUGCCGUCUAGAGCGAGUGCCGUUACCGAUGCUGGAGAAAGUCCCUGGAGGCCCUACUCCUUGCCGCAUGCGCGUGGACGGGCCCUUGGUGCGGGUUCGCCUGCCCCAUCUACCGGAAGUAGAUGGUGACAUAAAACGCUUCUGUCAGAGAGUAAUGAUGGCAAUCAGCGGGGCAGCCGAUGACUGCCGCCGGCUUGUCAGUCCCUGCACAGAGCUGAGGCUCCCUAAGCUUAACUGCUACGCCCCACAGCCCACAGCCAUCCAAGAGUGCAAGGAAUGCGGAUACAAGGGACACUACUGCCCAGAGUGCGGAUCAGGACAAAAAGCUGGGGAUAUCCCUCUUGUUGGCGCGGCAUACGCAAGGAUCCAGCCAUCUAGGGGCAUCUUGGUACCCCAAGAAGGCUACCUCGAGCGUUGCAUGCGUUGGCACUGGUCGCUGUUUGAAGAAGUGGGUAGCGCAAUAGACCAAGAAAUCCUGUGCGACCGGACGGGAGGCCUCUUCAGGGAGUUCGGGGAGUUCGUUGACAAUUUGGUAGCGGAGGGAAUACAUGCAGUCAGUUUCGGCUUUGCGGGACUAUUUAGCGCUAUACCUGGAAGAAGCCGCACUAUUGUUGAAGGCUACCCAAUGUAUGAACCCGAACCGAAGUUCAUUCGCAAGGAAAGACCCACUAGCGCAACAGGUAGCGCUUGCGUAGACCAUGUGAACGCCUUUCUGGAUGCCUGCCUCACCAAUCCCUCAAGCUUCCCACUGGAACUCCAGCCUCCCCCAGUUCCGGAUACCCAAAAAACUGGCAACUGGCUCAUUGACUCUGCCAAUGCUGCACUUGACUACUGCCUCCAAGAUCGCACACCGCCGCCCCUGCCGCCUCUUAAGAAAAAGAUAUGUCCAAUUGAAAUGCUUAUUCCUCCAUGCUGUCGCGAACGACCUUCUGUCCCCCCGCCUUCUCCAAAACAGCCGAUGUGCCCUCUUUUCGAGCACUGCAUGGGCAAAGGCCGCAACUGCCCGCAUUGUCAUCAGGCGAUCCGUCCAUCAGGGGGCAAAUGUCCUAAGGAAGAUGUAGGAGGAUGCCAGAUACAGCUUUGUCCGAUGCAAGAACCUGAAAUUGCCGUAUUUCCCACCGGUCCAGCUCUGGUUUACCCAUACACAGAGGACGCGUUUGACGUGAGGGACAAAUCUGGCUUGGUUGAAGUGCUGGACGACAGUGCGGAUGGAACACCCUGCAGACACAUAACCGUCCUGUCCGAGCCAGUCAAAAAUUACUAA